CACUGACUACUCGUGCUACUGGACACUCUCUCACCAAGGGGUGAUACAUAAUGUCUCAGAAUACCUGGACCCCUUACAACAGCCUUACCCAGGCUCCCACCAACCUGAAGGAGGCCAUUGACUGGGUCCUUAGGGUAACUGGUAGGGAUGGUAAGAAGAAUGUGAAACCAGCGGCGCCAAAGGCGCCAGCAAAUUCCGAAUAUGGCCCCCACUGCCUCUGUUUCCUCGCUAAAGCAGUAAAGGACCUCCUUUAUGAUGCCCGGUCCCCGGAGUCCCCUGGUCCCAGCCCUAAGAGGAACUGGGAUGACAUACUCCUAACAGAGGAACAGUCCAUAGUACACCCAGUGCUCACUGACCUGGGACUCCUUAGUGGUGGCAGCACUGGUGCUGCUAGGGAUACCUGCGCCGGUGGCACCGAGGUCAUAAAGGCACUGAUAGACCAGUUGGCAGAGGGUCUACAGAAGUGGGUUGGGUGGCAGGAAGAGGAUCAGGAUGGGUGUUGUCUUAAGGGAACAGAUGGGAUAGGAAAGAAGUGUACAUGUAGUGGUGGUGGUGGUACCUGUUGUAGUGCCGGUGGUAGUGGUACUACCUGUCAUGAGUGUAGUCAGUGUGGUACCAGUGACAGCGCUGCCACUAAAUGUUACCAGUCAGCCUACAAGAAGGAAAAGGCUCUAUGGACUGACUUAGUCAAUGGUACACCAGGUGGUGGAGGAUCUGGAUCGGCUGGUAGUGCUAGUACUGUCAACACCGUUCAAGCCGCCCAGGAUGUCCACCUCCUGGCCCGUAUUUUCCUAGGGUCAGUAUGUCUCAUCUGGAGUGGACUCAGCCAUUUGGGGUUCCUAACUGGAAAUGGGAGUGGCGCUGAGACGAGGUGGAGCCAGGGUGAACUGAGUAAGGAGGCUACUAAUCUCGGCUCAUUCAUGGCUGCCAUGGGCUAUGACCUGGAGAGGUUGAAUCAGGGGAGUGGAGGUAAGUACUGCCUAGGGUAUUCAUAUUAAGACAAUGUUAAAUAUUCCAUUUUUGCAGC
Molecule: messenger RNA, 1027 nt
Organism: Babesia bovis T2Bo
Lineage: Eukaryota; Apicomplexa; Aconoidasida; Piroplasmida; Babesiidae
Product: variant erythrocyte surface antigen-1 beta subunit
Exons: 4
Coding region: 51-998 (315 amino acids)
Source: RefSeq, a predicted model, not a curated record